Messenger RNA from Periconia digitata, 755 nucleotides. NCBI's taxonomy places the organism in Eukaryota, Fungi, Ascomycota, Dothideomycetes, Pleosporales, Periconiaceae. The record is from the annotation of a GenBank genome assembly.
UCCCCAUGCUGUGCGCCAAUUGGUGUUCCGUGAAUAGUCCUGCAUUAUGCCCUUCGGGGUGGGGGGGAGUAGCUACCUUCUCACAUAGACUUCCCGUCGCUGAUGCGGACCUUGAGCUUGGACCUGAAACGUCAGCUGUUCUUUGCUGUCCUCCCCAAUACACUUCUCACAUAAACGGGCAUGGUUGCGGGUCUCCGGUAUCCGAGAGCCAGAUGGUAACCUAUAUAAAUCCAGAAUCUCGCGACGCAGGUGGUUGGGAUCUUGGAAGUCUUCUGACAACUACUAUCUCGUCAAGUAGUAAUAUUGUGGGACACGGCGUUGUUGCUUUGUGGCAGAAGAGUGAUGAAGCAGUCCUCAAGGCGGCAGCUCUAAGCGCAAGCCCCACGGAAAAAGCAUCCAGUGUUGAAAGCACACCAGUCCCUGCUUCCAGUUUCACAAGCUCAACUGCCAGCUCAACUGCCAGCUCUGCAUCCGCCGGGGAUGCCUCGCCAAACGACUCAAUCGAUGGCUUAUCAGCUGGUGCUAAAGCUGGUAUUGGUGUAGGGGUCUCUCUGGUUAUAUUGAUUGCAUGUGUCGCUGCAUUCUUCCUGUGGAAAAGAAAGAGGCCCGACGCAUAUCACAAUAGCGAGCAUCCUCCGCCGGUAGAACUUUCCGAAAGCUAUAAGCGAUACGAGGCACCCACUAAAAUUGUAAUCCCCUCUCAAGAGCUCUGUGGGAAGCCGGUGGAGAAGCAAUACAGAUAUGAACUUCCUUAA